AUGAUGAUGAUCUACGGCGCACUCAGCCUUGCUGGGAUCUCGCUCGCGUCGACGGUCUCCGCCGCGGCUGCCAGCUCCAAGGGAAACCAGACCUGGACCGGCCAAUUGGGCUACGGCCGAUUCCCCUGCGGCGUCAAGACCUCAUCCAGUGGAUGGGUUAGGAAUCAAACCAUGUGCAAGUACUCACUCCUCGUGUCUCCGUAAGUUCGGUUCCGCGCCCGAGCCGGGAAACACUCCAUCGAUGAAGACUGAUAUCCUUGCGUUAUUACCAGCGGUGCGAACACCAACAAUACCGCGGGGAACCAAGGUGACGGUCACAAACCCAAAUCGACCAAGUGCACGGCCGACGGCAACGGCUACUGGUACUGCGGCAUUGCCAACGCGAUGUAAGCCCGAUUGGAAAACGCUCCUCCGUUCGCUGAGGGCUAGUGAGAGAUCCGAUCCGGCAACUAACUACUUGCGGCCGAUCGAAUUUUCUCUGUAGAUGCUCAACGGACAGCAACUGCGACAAUGGCAGAUGCGUCAAGGGAAUUUGCGCGUGAGUAAAGGCCCAAGUGCUACUUGUAUCUGUUCAAGUGCUGACUGCAUCAGCACGCCGCACGUCAAAUAGGAGUGGCUUCGAUGUCAAGUGCGGCGGCGAUGAGUGAGUCUCGUCGUUGAGCAUCCUCCUUGCGAACUGCAAGCCUUUGACCUCUGUGCUGAUCCAUGUUCCACAACCCAACAGCACCAAGUGCUCCGGCGACCUUUACUGCAACGCGGCCGACUACUCCAAAACGAGUUCGGGCACCUGUGGUGGCCGCGGUGCUUUCUGCCAGGCAAGGCGGCUCACGUAGAUUGCACUUUCAGAAGUCACUUGAUUGACGAUCUUCACCGUCAUCUGGUUUGUUCGGGAUUACACCACCGGCAGCACGAACUACACGGCAGUGUCGAAUUACAAGAUCUGGAAUGCCAGCUGCAAAAGCGGAUACUGCAACACCAUGACGGGCAAUUGCGACACGCACAAGAAGCUUGGACAGGUCUGCAAAUCGGAUCCCGCAUUCGUGAGUGAUAUGACCGAUCGAAGUGAUCUCCGACUAUGCGAUUUUCGAUAUUCUCACUGAAGCACUUCGUCUUUUUUGUUGCCCAGGCUUGUGAGACCGGCCUCGAGUGCGUCAAGAACAAGUGCGCCAAGUCCAAGAAGUCGAUGAGGGCAAAGCGAAACACCCUGUCCAAAGAGGUUCAUCACCCAGCCGUUGUCGAGUCCCACCGACGAAGAAAAGUCUAG
This is a messenger RNA of Microbotryum saponariae, 1264 nucleotides long. The record is from the annotation of a GenBank genome assembly. NCBI's taxonomy places the organism in Eukaryota, Fungi, Basidiomycota, Microbotryomycetes, Microbotryales, Microbotryaceae.